Molecule: messenger RNA, 8780 nt
Organism: Pseudophryne corroboree (corroboree frog)
Lineage: Eukaryota; Metazoa; Chordata; Amphibia; Anura; Myobatrachidae
Gene: RHOBTB2
Product: Rho related BTB domain containing 2
Exons: 11
Coding region: 738-2810 (690 amino acids)
Biological process (GO): regulation of actin cytoskeleton organization; engulfment of apoptotic cell; small GTPase-mediated signal transduction
Cellular component (GO): cytoskeleton; cell projection; cytoplasmic vesicle
Molecular function (GO): GTP binding; GTPase activity; protein kinase binding
Source: RefSeq, a predicted model, not a curated record
UUAGAAACACUGACACACACAUACACAGCACACACCUCCUAUCUGGAAAUGAGGAAUCGCAACCUGCGCCCAUCACAGCUACAUACACUCUCACAAUGACACCGUCAUACACGGGGCACACACAUAAGGACCAGGGGUACACAGUGAUACAUUUGCACUGACACAUAUGCUGACAAUGUGACACUGAGCUAUCAGGACAGCAGCAUGCACACAGAAACAUACAUAGAUACAUAGCACAGAUCUGCUGCUCUAGAGAUAAACAAAUCAUUAGGCAUUCUACCAGCAGCACGAGCACCGAGAGAUACACACUUUCAUGUAUGAGCACGCACACGCAGACACACACAUCCGGACGCACAGAUCAUCACACAGAUACAGGCACAUCUGUAUUUGCAGAGACAUAGACACAAAUGCCCAAAGGAUAGGACCAGCACUCGCAGAUGAGGACACAGACACGUGCCCCUAUAGAUGGAUAUAAAUGCACACAUAGACUGACAUUCACAUAUAUAUUUAUAUACCUGGGCACCCAUAGUCAGCCUGUCGUUUCCAGAUCUUCAUAGAGGAUGCGCGAGUGAAGUCACCAUGGCUGCCAUGUAUGGGACCAGGCCUUACUGCGACUGGGUGUAGUAUCCGAUUUGUUACCUUUUCGAUUUCUCUACCGCUAUUGCCUCUGUGGUGUCUGUGCACCCGAACUUUGAUCUCUGGUCAUAUGACUGUGGCCUGAUUCCUGCGCAGUCUAAAUGAGAUCCCAGCUGCUGGACACUGAUAUGGAUUAUGAGCGUCCCAACGUUGAGACAAUAAAAUGCGUGGUGGUUGGAGACAAUGCUGUUGGUAAAACGCGCCUGAUCUGCGCACGAGCAUGUAAUGCCACCUUGACACAGUAUCAGCUCCUUGCCACACAUGUGCCAACUGUAUGGGCUAUAGAUCAGUACCGGGUGUGCCAAGAGGUGCUGGAGCGGUCGCGGGAUGUUGUGGAUGAUGUCAGCGUCUCACUAAGGCUUUGGGACACAUUUGGCGACCACCAUAAAGAUAGACGGUUUGCUUAUGGAAGGUCAGACGUGGUUGUUCUCUGUUUUUCAAUUGCUCACCCAAACUCCCUCCAGCAUGUCCAAACUAUGUGGUACCCAGAGAUCAAGCACUUUUGCCCUCGUGCACCGGUUAUAUUGGUUGGAUGCCAGCUGGACCUACGCUACGCAGAUCUGGAGGCUGUGAACCGUGCGAGACGCCCUCUAGCCAGGCCAAUCCGCGCACAGGAGAUUUUGCCACCUGAAAAAGGUCGUGAAGUAGCCAAAGAACUGGGCAUUCCAUACUAUGAGACCAGUGUGGUGGCUCAAUGUGGUAUCAAGGAGGUUUUUGAUAAUGCCAUUCGUUCAGCACUCAUCUCUCGCCGUCACCUACAGUUUUGGAAAUCACAUUUGCGAAGUGUGCGCAAACCUCUACCACAGGCCCCUUUCCUCCCACCUCGCCCUCCUCCCCCUGUUAUCAUAGUGCCCGAUCCCCCAGCACAGAGUGAUGAUCAUCCUGGACAUCUUUUGGAAGAGCCAUCUUGUGCCGAUGUUGUGCUAGUGGUCCAGGAAAGGAUUCGUAUUUAUGCCCACCGCAUCUACCUCUCUACUGCCUCCUCCAAAUUUUGUGACCUUUUCCUCCUAGAGGAUGGAGAUUCACCUUCCCAAGUCAGGGACCCUCUGCUGCGUGCCUCAAGCUUUGAUGCGUGCGAGAGCUCUGGGGAAACUGAGGGAGGAGGACUGCGAACCUCAGCCAGUGACGGCACACUGGGUAGGGAAGUGGACCGAGACUUGUCAGGAUGGAGUAGGGCUUUUGAAAGCAUCAGAAGUGGUGUUCUAGAGGAGCUCCCCGGCUACAGAGCCAGAAGGGUAACUGUGGUAAAGAUGGACAGCUCAGUGAGGCCAGGACCAUUCAGGGCCGUGCUGAAAUAUCUGUACACUGGGCGACUGGAUGAAAGAGAGCCCGAGCUGAUGGAGGUGGCCCACAUCGCAGAACUCCUGGAAGUGUUUGAUUUGCGUAUGAUGGUAGCAAAUAUUCUGAAUCGAGAGGCCUUUAUGAACCAGGAGAUCACCAGAGCUUUCCAUGUCAGAAGGAGUAAUCGCAUCAAGGAAUGCCUGACAAAGGGGAUCUUCUCUGAUGUCACAUUUGUGUUGGAUGAUGGGAGUAUUAAGGCGCAUAAGCCGCUGCUCAUCUCAGGCUGUGACUGGAUGGCGGCUAUGUUUGGAGGCCCCUUUCUGGAGAGCAGCACCACUGAGGUUGUAGUCCCUUACACCACUAGGGGCAGCAUGCGUGCAGUGCUGGAGUAUCUGUACACAGGACAGUUCACUGCCGGACCCAACCUUGACUCACUGGAUCUUAUUAUUCUGGCAAACAGGCUUUGCCUGCCACACCUGGUGGCACUGACUGAGAAACACACAGUGUCAGUCAUGAUGGAUUCUACUCUCAAUAAUAAGGAUAUAGACGGCGAGGCUCUAAUGUUAUUGGAAGCUGCUCAGUUCCACGGAGCACCGCAGCUGGCAGCCUGGUGUUUACAUCACAUCUCUACAAACUACAACCGUGUGUGCCGGAAAUUCCCCCGAGACAUCAAGCUGGUAUCAGCAGAGAAUCAGCAGACGCUGGAGGUCCAGCGCUGGCCGCCUGUCUGGUACCUGAAGGAAGAGGAUCACUUCCAGAGAGCACAGAGAGAACGUGAGAAGGAGACAGCCCUGCACCAGAAGAGACAGCCCAAAAGACGCUGGCUGUUCUGGAACAGCUCCAGUGCAGGUUCCUCUACAUCCACUUCUACCCCCUCCUCUGCUCUGGGCUGAGACAUGGUACCGUGUCUCCAUAACCUUUCUCCAGCAGCUUUCUGCACUGGGCUAAGACAUGGUACUGUGCCUCCAUAACCCCUAUCAGGCAUCUUUCUGCACUGGGCUGAGACAUAGUACAGUGACUCCAUAACCCCUAUCUGGCAUCUUUCUGCACUGGGCUGAGAUAUGGUACUGUGCCUCCAUAACCCCUAUCUGGCAUCUUUCUGCACUGGGCUGAGACAUAGUACAGUGACUCCAUAACCCCUAUCUGGCAUCUUUCUGCACUGGGCUGAGACAUAGUACAGUGACUCCAUAACCCCUAUCUGGCAUCUUUCUGCACUGGGCUGAGAUAUGGUACUGUGCCUCCAUAACCCCUAUCUGGCAUCUUUCUGCACUGGGCUGAGACAUAGUACAGUGACUCCAUAACCCCUAUCUGGCAUCUUUCUGCACUGGGCUGAGAUAUGGUACUGUGCCUCCAUAACCCCUAUCUGGCAUCUUUCUGCACUGGGCUGAGACAUGGUACUGUGCCUCCAUAACCCCUAUCUGGCAUCUUUCUGCACUGGGCUGAGACAUGGUACUGUGCCUCCAUAACCCCUAUCUGGCAUCUUUCUGCACUGGGCUGAGACAUGGUACUAUGCCUCCAUAAUCCCUAUCUGGCAUCUUUCUGCACUGGGCUGAGACAUGGUACUGUGCCUCCAUAACCCCUAUCUGGCAGCUAUAUGUGCACGCAAUGUAACUGCGUGUGUAUGGGUCUCGUACUUAUGUCAUUCUCAGUGACCGUGUACAACUGUUUUGCCUGAAUCCUGAAUAUAACUGUGAAAUGACAAAUCAUAUCCAGGUUCUUGUACAAUAUCUGGUAUCUGUAGGUAAAAUGCCUUACCAAUGCAAGCCCCUGCCACCCUACCAUUAUUAUCCUAUCAUUCUCUUUCUCCCUGGUCCAAAUAAACCCCUUCUUUUUAAUUGGCACUGCUAGAACAUCUGAAAGAAAUGUAACAACAAAUGUUAAUGUAAUAAAAUAGUUGUUAUUGUAGCGUGUUCCCAGUGGUGGGUGCACGUAGCUCUGCUGGUCCUGGGGAUUGGUCUACUAGUGGUUCAGGGGUUUAGACAGAUGACACAAAAAUACUUUUCGUCAACUUGCUUUAAGUAGAAACCCAGAAUUCUGUUCACUAUUGUUCUUCUUCUGCGGAUGUGAUUCCUGUGCUUCUUGCUUUUUUGGGGACUUUUCAGCCCCAGUAUGUCUAAUAGUUACCUAGGCCCAAAGAUCAAAGGCCCAAGGCUAAUGGUGGCAUUUCCUGCAUGUUUCUCAGUGUCGUUGUUUUACAGCAGAAGUAGGCAGCUUAUUUCUCACCAGCUGUUGUGGAACUCUUGGUACCAUCAUGUCCUGCUAUCUUGUGACUGGCAGAGCGUGCUGGAUAUUGUAGUUCUUCAGAAUCUGGAGUGGAACUGGUUUGCUUAUCUCUGUUUUAGUCUUCGUACUUAAAUGCUGAGAAAUACAGGGUUUUGUGCACUCCUCUCAUAGGUGCAUAUCUUUGUAAAUACGUGUACAUAUGAAUAAGUGUGCAAAUUAUUACCGUAAGUGCAAAGUGUGGCUGUGUAUGCUACAUACUGACGGGAUGUCUUUGUUUCGACAAAUUACCUAGACUGCAUUUACCUACGGACAGAGACAUUGGCACUUAUUAUAUCACCCUUAUUGUUCAUUGAACCCAGAAUUUGUUUUUGCCAGGUUGGUAGCAUGUACAGAUCUUGGGCCGGAUGUAAUGAAGUCCGAGUUGGCCGGAGGUGUGGGUCCCGGCCGAACCCAGAUGUUUUUUAAGGCGGCAUUCAUGUACAAGUCAAAACCGCACCACAUAGGGUGUGGUUAUUCAUAGAAAGGAGCAGAAUUGUGCUAGUGGGUGGAGCACACCGUGACUCCUCCCACUACCUUUAAUAGCUCAUCGUAGAAUCCACGAUUUCUACUCAACUAAACCUCUCCUCAGGGGCCACAGCUGUCCCAAUUGUGCCUGGUGCUCCCGAGUCCUGGGGAGCCCAUAUGUAGCCACCUACCACUCUGCUUUACACAUCACCUCCAGACCAGAAACCUCUUUAUAAAAAUGGCUAUAAGGUCAUGGUAUUCAAUUUUAUGGAUUGUUUAAUCACCCAGACUCCUAUUUCCUACCUUGACUACUGUCAGGUUAGUGAGCGGUGUACUGGCAUUGUGGCAUCUCUGUGACAGUCUUAUGGGAUCUUUAUACAAUAUAAGCACCUCUCUGAUCAUAGCUCUGAAUGGGCCUGGAAACCUCCAUGCACACGUUGUGCUAAGAUGUUUCAAAUGUGGCAUGUAACCUUAUCUUUCUGAUAUGGAGGAAACUCUGUGCGAACAGAUGGAGGGUAUCGUUGUGCAGUGAGGUGUUCUUUCCAUUACCUGGGAUGGGGACUGUAUGUAGAGUAUGGAACCCGGCUUACAAUUUCCAUCAGGGAGUGUGUUUCUCCAGCUGCCCCACUACGUGCACCAAUCAGAGACCUUUAUGUAAAAUGUUUCCAUAUUCAAUAGAAUCCCUUGGUGGAGAAGUUUGUUGUAGAACUCUCCUUGCAGUAAAAAGGCCACUGAUACAUACAUACCAUUUAAGGGGUGGUCUUCAGUAUGCCGACUGAUGGGAUCCCGGCGCACAGUAUACCGACGCCGGGAUCCCGACAGCCGGCAUACCGACACUUAUUCUCCCUCGUGGGAGUCCACGACCCCCCCUGGAGGGAGAAUAAAAUAGCCGUAGCGUGGCGAGCGCAGCGAGCCCGCAAGGGGCUCAUUUGUGCUCGCCACACUGUCGGUAAGCCGGCGGUCGGGCUCCCGGCGCCGGUAUGCUGGUCGCCGGGAGCCCGACCGCCGGCAUACCGUAGUGAACCCCAUUUAAGGUAUGAACACAGAUUCCAUUGUUACGUUCAACAUUCAAUAGUCACACACCAAAACCAGAAGAUGGCAUUAGACAGGCACACCUAGGAUGAAAUGUUCAUAAAUAUAAUUAUUAUGAAACACUGCAAUUUAUCUGAAGACAAAAAAAAAAAUAUUAUAAAAAAUGAAUAAACGCUAAAACACUUGGGCCGGAAUGUAAUGAAGUCCGAGUUCAGCGGCAUUGUGGGAUGCCGGCUGAACUCAGAUGUGUUUUUUUUAAAAGGGCAAUUAUUUACAAGGCAUGGUUUAGCCUUGUAAAUGAUGGCCCCUUUAAAAAAAGUCCCAGUUCGCCCGUCAUCCCGCACGGCCGCUAAACUCGAACUUCAUUACAUCCCGCCCCUUAAAGUCAAGCUGAGUGCAUACGUGAAUUUAACACUAAACUAUUAUAUGCACAUCAGAUCCAAUGAAAACUUCAGUUAUAAUAUCAAACACAAUAUAAUACUGUUAAUUUUAAUAUUUCAAUACAAUCACUAAGCCACAAAGUGCUAUAACUAUGUUUAUGUGUAAUGCAAUAUGGGAAUGGCAACCCUGUAUGCAGCUAGGUGGCAGCACUAAACUAGUUACACAUUUCUAGAAUCUCAGCGGUCGCUGACUACUAUGCUGAGAAAAAAUAAAGUUAUGUGGCUGUGCUUUGGUCAUUUGAUCAUGUUGCUAAUAUUUGAAAUUAUACUUUAAAUUGUGGUGUAGCAUCCAAUCCUUACAGGACAGUUUAUAUACAGUAUGCACCCAGAAUGACUUGAAUGUAACAGACAUUCUGUUAAUUAUGGAAGCAUGCGGUGAGGAAAAACUAGUAAAUAAUUUUCACAGUAAAGAGUAGUGCAGGUCGUCUUGCUCGCUUUAUUUUAUUUAAUAAAUAUUUUAUUACAGAGGUCAGAAUACAUAUAUUUUUAAUACUGGGUAGCGUCAGGUUGAUAACUAACGCUGUUCACAUACACUCCAAUUUUGCCCUCAGCCUUAGAUAUAACGGUCUAUAAAUCAUAGCAAAAAAGGGCCUAAAAGGCCACUAACCCAAUAUCACUGCCAUCCAUCAGGGGUUGGUCAGGACGGAGAGUAAAUCAGGUCACACCUUAUUUCCCUGGAUGGAGGAUUAGUGUAUCCACCUUAAUGGUGCAAUGUGUAUCCAGCCACUCGCCCCAAGACACUACUGUAUAUAGGGGUAAUAUAGGGGUACUACAAAAUCUCUCUGAAACUGUCUGCUGGAUGGCAGAGCUGAGAGGCCACAUCAUCCAUCAAUCUUAACACUGUUUUGGUUGUCACAGUGUAUGUGGCAGUGGAUUUUUAGCAUCAUGUAAUGAAGAUAUUGUCAUACAUAUAUUCAUAGGUGUCGGAACAGAGGAGGCAAGGGGGCAGCUCGCAAACACCCCUACCCCAAACAUUUGAGAGGCGCCAGUCAAUGUACUGGGUCACAGUGUCAAGAUAGAGAUAAUCCUCUUUUUUGCAGCUGCACCUCCUCUCUCCCCACAGCCCUUCUCCAACCACCUCCAGGGCCCUUGUCCCUCCCCUCUCCCCCCCCCCCCCCCCUGCACCCAUCUCCAGCCACUACAGUGUGUGACUGGUUACUAUGGUGUGGCGGUAACACCAAGUGCCCCUGAGGUCAACAUUAAGCUGUUUAGGGGCACAAAGAUUAAAUUAUAUCUUGGCCCCCCAACCUAAAAACAUUGUGGCGCUCCUACAUAUAUUGAAUAUAAUCAUCUUUCAGCAAUUCUGCUUGAUUUAAAUCUCUUUGACUCACUUUGUGACAAAAAUCAUGUCCUGUCAGUAUGUGCAGGUCUGCAUACGGAACGCUCUGUGCGCCACAAUCAGAGUUUGGCAGAAAUGCAUGUUGGGGCUUUUUUUGGGCCGCAACUUGCUCUUUGUUUAAAUACUCAUGGAGGCACGCAGACGCAGCCAAAGUACAGUAAGGGCGUGUCGUGGGGCAGCCAAAAGCCUUGCAGGUGACUAAUGAUGAUGAUGACUCCAGAACACAUCUGAUUCAUCAGUUACGUCUAAGUCACAUUCAUUAAUACAAGUGAAGUUAAAGCACUGCAACAAAAGCAAGAUUACAUUGCACUGAAUUCUCAUUGUACAAAACUAAUGUUUUCUACUCGGUUUGGGAAGGGGAACGCUGUCAUUAUGUUUAUUAGUGUUGACUUAAAAAAAGAUUAAACUUUAAUAUUUGCGUCUUGUUCGUUUAGCGACCAGCUUGGUUACUUAUUACUGUAAUGUGUCUGCAUUGGGUACUGUGAUUUUUAGCAUCUUUUGUGCUCACUGUUGAGCCAGCUCCUAUUGUAUUUCUAGCACACUGGCUCCUAUUACUUGCAUGGGGAAGGAGCCACAUUUGCUACAUACAGAAUUGGUUGUAUUUCACGUAUGUGGUCCGUUCAGAAAAGGCCACAAAAAUUUUACUUUUCUCUGUGGACGCAUUUUGCGAUUCAUUUGCAUCCAGCCCAUACACUUGUGAGAUAAUCGGUGCUAACCUUCCAUUUCGACCGCAUCUGUGAGAGAAAUCGAAGGAUUGCAUGCACAUUUUAGGUACCUUUAGGACCGGGCACGCCGGUCGAAUCUCACGUCUCAAGAUAGUAUGUGCUGCACUUAAUAUUUAUCGAAUCGCACGAUCGCAGGUGUUUUUAAAAACAUGCUAUAUAUCGCACUGCGAUCUGCGAUGGGCACCCGCCGGGAGCGGCCAGAGACCGCUCCCACUCGGCAGUGACGUGCCCAUCACGUGAUUACCAUGUGAUCUAUUGCAUGAUCGCAUGGUAAUCACUUUGGCAGUUCAGGUGCAAUUUCAUCGUACCUGAACUGCCGGUGCGAUGCCCCGCGAUGUCGCGUCACAGGGCAUCACACAAGUGUAUGGGCACCAUAAGGUCCAGUAUUUGGAAGAUAAAGCUGGAGGGUGUAGAAUAGCAGUAUAGCUAUGUGUAUUGAUGUUAUAGUAUAUAUACCCCCCUAUGGGUCUAUGGCUGCUGUACCGAGUGGGAUGCUGCUUUCUGUAAUAAAGCUCUCUGUAUAUUUCGGGCUACCUGUACUGAUAUUUCUGUUUACGGAAAAGUAAUGUUUCAUUUUUGUAAUAAAACUUUCAAACUGUG